AUGAGUAGAAACCUGGCGCGGGCCGCUCCUCCUCCGGCUGCACCGAGGCCGCUCUUCGGCGUUGAGAUUGAGGUGUUCGUGCGACUCCUCCCGGACGUCGAGGACCGCAUCGUACAAGCUGGAUACGACUAUCCGGACAGCUUACCCGAUUAUUGGCUGCAAUGGGAUGAAAACCUCGAAAACGACUCGAGGAACCAGCGUAGCAAGCACGACCAGCGGAAGAGGGUUGGCAAAGCCAUCAUGGGAAUCAUUGAUUCCGCUUUAGGCCCCAGGAAUGGUUGGAAGUGCGAGUCCGACGAGAGCUUGAAAGAGUCUCUCCUCACGGAGCCGCAUGAUACUCGCAGAUGGUGGGGCAUCGAGAUCAUCUCGCCGCCCAUGUCGGUUAGCAGGAAAUGGCAAAAGGAGAUAGAGACUAUCUUCGACGUCGUCGGCGAGUCAUUCGACUUUUGGACCAACGAGAACUGCGCCUGCCACGUCCAUGUAUCUCCCGGGCCGACAACGGACUAUACAUAUUCGCUGACCGAGCUCAACCAGAUGGCAAAGGGCGCCUAUUACUGGGAGGAUGCGCUCUGCGAUCUCCUCCCGAUCGAGCGCCGUGAUAACCGGUACGCGAAACCCAACUACACAUACUUCGCUCACCACGAGUAUAUGGAUGUACUCAGGGAUGGCUGGGGCCCCGUCUUUGACGAGCUCGACUAUAUAACCAGCCAAGGCCAGGCUGAAUUCCUUUAUACUAUGUCAGGCGGACGCACCCAGACCAGAUAUGUCUCGACCAAUUUUGAUCCCUUUACAUCAUACGGAACCGUCGAGCUUCGUCGCCAGGCAGGCGCGGCCUCGGCCACCACCGUCAUUCACCGUGUCCUCCUUGCCGUCACAUUCCACGUCAGUUGCAUGCGUUUCAAUUUCUCACAAGUCCGGAACGCAAGAGGCUACCCAAGCGGCGAGGCACUAAUCAAGGAGCUCGGCGCAUGCAUUAAGCUGCUCCCCGACACGUGCCUCGGCUCCCGGUUCCUGAACUGGCUCAAGUACUGCCAGGAGACCUAUGCGGACGACCGACCCUCCCUGGAAACGGUUAUCAACAGACAGGAGCGCAGCCUGCGCAACGGCGGCGACGUCCCAACCGCCGGAGGAGGCGGAGCGCGCAGAGGAGGAGGAGGCACAUCGCGGGGCGGGGGUGCCUCGUCACCGGCGUCGUCCCGCGGCCCAUCUCGGCAGACCGUCGUCCUCCCCGAGCGCACCCGCGCCCCCCCUGCCCCGGCCCCUGCCCCCGCCGCCCCGCGCCAGCGGCGACAGGCCCGCGAGGAGUCCCCCCGCCCGCUCGCGCGCCGCCGCACCCAGGCGGUCCGCGACGACCCCCCCGCCCGCCGCACGGCACCGCCCCCGGCACCAGCCCCGGCACGGCGCCAGACAAUCCGCGAGGAGUCCCCACGCCCGCUCGCGCGCCGCCGCAACCCCCCACCCCGAGACGACGACCGCCGUGGGGCCCCGCCGCCGCGCCGCAGAGCGGCCGACUACGACGACUGGCGCUGA
Molecule: messenger RNA, 1530 nt
Organism: Chaetomium fimeti
Lineage: Eukaryota; Fungi; Ascomycota; Sordariomycetes; Sordariales; Chaetomiaceae
Product: putative amidoligase enzyme-domain-containing protein
Exons: 2
Coding region: 1-1530 (509 amino acids)
Source: RefSeq, a predicted model, not a curated record